Molecule: messenger RNA, 1059 nt
Organism: Eleginops maclovinus (Patagonian blennie)
Lineage: Eukaryota; Metazoa; Chordata; Actinopteri; Perciformes; Eleginopidae
Product: serum amyloid P-component-like
Exons: 5
Coding region: 102-779 (225 amino acids)
Source: RefSeq, a predicted model, not a curated record
AAUAAAACAAAUAGAUUCAAUAUUGAGAGGAAUGAGGUUGCAAUGAGGGUAUAAAACUCAUUCAGAUUCACUGUCCACAACAUCCUGACACAGACUUAAAGAUGGAAUUGAUGCUUCUCCUGCUGAUGGUGACAGCAGGUGCUGCAAACCCUCAAGAUCUGUCUGGUAAAAUGUUUACCUUUCCUGAGGAAUCCAACACAGCUAGUGUGAGACUGUUCCCAAGCAGAAAGGAUUUCCAUGCUCUAACUGUCUGUCUCAGGACCAUUACUGACCUCAAAAGGAACCACGGCCUUUUCUCUCUGUCUUCAUCACCAUCUCAUAAUACCUUUCUCAUUUUUAAGCCUGAAUCUGAUGGGAUUGACCUCUAUGUCUUUGAUAAGAAGGCAACACUUGGGGGAGAAGACUACAAAGUGAACACGUGGCACUCAAUAUGUUCUACAUGGGACUCUGUGACUGGCGUGGUGCAGCUGUGGCUGGACAACAAGCCAUCCAUUAGGAAGUAUGUCGGUGGAGCAACAAUCAGAAAUCCUGUUAUCAUCAUAGGACAGGAGCAGGAUGCCCAUGGUGGAGGCUUUGACACCAAGCAGUCUUUCGUUGGCAUGAUGUCUGAUGUCCACAUGUGGGACUACACCCUCUCCGCCUCUGAGAUCCGGGAUUACAUGGAAGACAGAAACCCAACUCCGGGUAAUGCGAUCAACUGGAAGGAGCUGAACUACACACCCAAGGGAAGAGUGCUGAAAGAAGACAAACAACUGGCCUGUUAUAAACAUUGUACAUAGAAACAAAUAUAUAAAUGUCAUACUCCUUACAAGGCUUUUUCUUUUGAGUAUGAAAUUCAAACACCCUGUUAACCUGAACAGUGGCAUCAAUCAGCUCGAUCAGCACAAUUACCUAACUUCUAACCAGCAUCUUAAAUGUGUGUGUUUAAUUUUCUCAUUAAAUCUGCAAAUUGUUAUUUGUAAUUAGAUGACAUUUGUGAUGUGUCCUUUUGUCUGCCAUGUUUGCUGAAACUUGUAUGAUGGUCUUCCUGAAAGUUCAUUAAAAAUGGCACAUGCUGCA